Molecule: messenger RNA, 1039 nt
Organism: Felis catus (domestic cat)
Lineage: Eukaryota; Metazoa; Chordata; Mammalia; Carnivora; Felidae
Gene: DPM2
Product: dolichyl-phosphate mannosyltransferase subunit 2, regulatory
Exons: 4
Coding region: 156-410 (84 amino acids)
Biological process (GO): GPI anchor biosynthetic process
Cellular component (GO): endoplasmic reticulum membrane; dolichol-phosphate-mannose synthase complex
Molecular function (GO): enzyme regulator activity
Source: RefSeq, a predicted model, not a curated record
GCGAAGGGGGGGGGCGGCACCCUCCUGUCUUGGGAUACGUAGUCCCGGGCCCGCUUAAAGACUACGACUCCCAGCGUGCCCCGCGGCCCAAGGCCAGAAGGGCCCGGACACGGAGCGCGCUGUGGCUUUGGCUCCGGGGAGGGAUCGCCGGGGAGAUGGCCACGGGGACAGACCAGGUGGUGGGACUCGGCCUCGUCGCCAUUAGCCUGAUCAUCUUCACCUACUACACCGCCUGGGUGAUUCUCUUGCCGUUCAUUGACAGCCAGCAUGUCGUCCACAAGUACUUCCUGCCCCGGGCCUACGCUGUCGCCAUCCCACUGGCCGCUGGCCUCCUGCUGCUCCUGUUUGUGGGAGUGUUCAUCACCUACGUGAUGCUGAAGAACCAGAAAGUGACCAAAAAGGCUCAGUGAAGGCCCAGUGGGGCUGAGGCUGCCGGCCCUUCCUCUGCCUCCCCUCCAAAGGUGGGGGCACAUAGGCGCAUCCAGGCACCGCGGUCCCCCUCAAGCCUGGCUGCCCUGAACAUAUCCUGGUGGGAUGGAGCUGUUUAGGAUUGACCACACGGGCCUGCUCCUCCCCUGCUCAACCUUCCGGAAGCCAGGAGGGAGGAUUACUUGGAAGCCUCCCUCUCACCCCUUUCUGGCUCAGGGCCUGAAAGAUGCUGGUUGUCCCCACCUCACCUUCGGGCUCCCCGUCACCUUUUCCUCAGGGUCCCACCCUCCUGUUUCACUGUCCCUCUUGUCACCUGCUGAUGUUGGACUUGGCAGGUUCUGAGGCGUCACGUGACCUUUCCCCACACGUCCUGCUCCUCAUCAGAGGCAGCUUUCCCAGGUCUGACACAGCCCCAGGCCCCAUAAGGACUUCUGGACCUGGAAAGCCUAAGGGGAGGACUGACAGGCCCUAGGGUUACCACCAGGCCCCGGGGCACAUUAGGGUGGCCACGGGGGGCCCCCAGACCAACUGCUCCUCACAGAGGCCCAGUCCCCCAGCCCUAGCGCUAGCCUACUGGGGAGAGCUGAACAAUAAACACUGAUGAUGUGUC